Molecule: messenger RNA, 1302 nt
Organism: Durusdinium trenchii
Lineage: Eukaryota; Dinophyceae; Suessiales; Symbiodiniaceae
Source: the annotation of a GenBank genome assembly
GGUCUUUUGGGCAUACGCAUAUGCAGAGCAGACUGCUGGGCCAGAGUUCACGAAGUUCUUGGAGGCCACAGCCAGUGAAGCAGAAGCUCUUCCCAGUCUGGACUUGCUUCAAGACGCGUGCUCCAAGAUUCAAGGUUGGACUCAGACACUGCGGCCCAAUGCGACACUUCAGCUUGAGCAGAACUUGUUGGACUCUGUGCGGCGUCACAAGGAUGAGAUGAAGAAGCCAGAGAGCGAGCCCAGGAAAAAGGGGUGCAUGAACGCGAAGGAUGCACAGGAUCUUUGUGGCCUAUUGGCUGGAGCGGUGAGCAGCAACACCAUCGGCGCUGAGUUCAAGACCUUUUCUACUGAGCUAGAGGCCCUCGCCCAAGAAGAUGCAAAAAGGCAUAGGCAGGAAACACUUGACAAAGCCUUGGAGACCCUCCUCCUCACUGCGCAAAAAAACGAUGGGCUCGAUGAGGAGUCUGUCAAUGCGUUCUUGGACACUGUCCGCACAUGCAAAGACUUGCAGUUCUCUGCUUGGUCUGCAGAGGCGGCUCUUGCAGUGUUCCGCAAGAUCGUGAAGCUGGGGUGGUCAGAGCAAACAAGCUCACUUGGCAGCGUUGCCUUCUUGUUGGCCAGCUUUGUCCCAGAUACCUUGGAGCAUGAGCAGCAUCAGACUGCAAGUGGCCUUUUGAAGUCGAGCAUCGAACUUGGCAAAAGCACCGCUGCUUUGAAAGCUUUGGGGGAGUCACCUGAGACACGAGGACAAAGCGCGCAGUGUGGCAAAUGCGAGCAAAACUUGCAGGCAGCCUUGGCCAGAUGCAACAAGUUCCACAACAAGGCCACGGAGAGCCAGGAUGAUCUUUGCUACGAUUUCUUGAAGGAGAGUGGGCGCCUAAUCGAUGAGGGCAACAUGAUCCUGAAGCUCCAGGCGGAGCACUUCAUUGGCCAGGCAGAGCAGGAGGUGAAGAACGCAGAUGCGGACAUUGUGGAGCAGGCCAAGAAAUGGGUCCCACAAUUUGACAAAUUGGUCGAGAAACCGAUUACAGAACAUUGGAAGAAGUUGAAAGCAGCUCUUGCAGACACAGCCACUAUGAGCAGCAGAUUUGGGCGAGAUCCUUCUCAAAGUCCAGCCUACACUUCCGGCAAGGAGCUCUUGGACCAGGCCAUGGUGAUGGUUAGCGAGGCUCUUUUGACAAAGGCUUUGCUGUCCGAAGACCCAGCCGGACAAGUGUCCAUGCAGUUGAGGCGAAUGUCAGCCAACAAAGUCGGCACGAUCGCACAAGCGCUCAUGAUAGAGUGCAACCAAGUGGUGACAAG